Arachis duranensis is the source of this 475-nucleotide messenger RNA. RefSeq lists its product as uncharacterized. The transcript is spliced from 2 exons. The record is from RefSeq and is a predicted model, not a curated record. The coding region runs from base 42 to 419 and encodes 125 amino acids. Lineage: Eukaryota; Viridiplantae; Streptophyta; Magnoliopsida; Fabales; Fabaceae.
CUUUGUCCAAAGCCCUGUAUACUGAUACAGUGAUACAUAUCAUGGAGAUACAGUUACAGUUUGAUGAUGAUACUUUCUACGCUGAGAUUAGAAAGCAGAUUCUGUUGUUGACAUCUGAAGAUAACGAAAACUUGGAGGAAACAAGACUUUUCGGUUCGGUUGGUGUUGCCAAGGGCGGUUCAACCAGACCAGUUUAUUAUAAGAGUGACUCGCAAAGACCAAGUAAUUUUUGCUCAUGGGAGACAGGAAGCACUGCUGGUUCACCCCCUGAGUGGGUAGUGAACCUGUGGAAGAGUCGGAAAGGGACCGGGGUCUUCAUUCCCCAAGCUGUUGCGUACAGCAAAAACCCAAGACAAGGGACAAUGAAUAGCAGAAGACGAGUUUAUGGAUCAGUGAUGAAUAAGGACAGAAGAAUCUAGACUUUUUCGAGUUUCAUGUUGAGGAUUACAGCUUGCUAACAAAUAAAGGAUAAUAG